Molecule: messenger RNA, 375 nt
Organism: Penicillium argentinense
Lineage: Eukaryota; Fungi; Ascomycota; Eurotiomycetes; Eurotiales; Aspergillaceae
Product: CVNH domain-containing protein
Exons: 3
Coding region: 1-375 (124 amino acids)
Source: RefSeq, a predicted model, not a curated record
AUGCAUUUCUUCAUGACCUGUAUCGCCCUCCUUCCCCUCUUCACCAUGGCCGUAUCGGGCGCCUCCAAGUUCGCCAACACCUGCCAAAACAUCGAGAGCAACGGCAACGCCAUUCGUGCCGACUGCCGCGAGAACGAGAAUGGUCAGUACCGCACCAGCACACUCGACCUGAACCGCUGCAUCAAGAACAAGAAAGGCGGACUCAAGUGCGGAAAGAACGGCGACUAUACCGCUUCUUGCAUCAACUGCACUCUGCGAGGACACACCGACUUUGAAUGCAUGUGCCGCAAUGUUGAUGAGGGACACCGCUAUGUCCGUGCUCACAUCGAUCUGAACAAGUGCAUCAGCAACAACCACGGCGAGCUCGGUUGCUAA